GCAAGGAUAUGUCAUUAUCAAAAACCAUGCCACAAGUCCUGGCAGGAAAAAGAGCAAUCAUAACGGGCGCUGCCGGUGGCAUGGGACUCGAGCAUGCCCGGCACCUAGCUCGGCUCGGCGCAGAUAUAGCCAUCUUUGACAUCGAUCUCGAGGUGGCGAAGAAAUGGAAUGACAAACUCAAUGGACAGACAGUAGUUGACGAUAUUUGCGCCUUGGGCGUCGAUUGUAUCGCCAUUCAAGUUGACGUGACCAACACCGCAGCAACACAAGCCGCGGUCGACCAGGUCGUAGCCCAAUGGCCUGACAUUGACAUUCUUGUGAACAAUGCCGGCGGCGCAGUGGCUCCGUUUGAACGGAGUUCUCCCACCUCGAUAACCGACGAAGAUACACACCGCGUGGUGAAUCUCAACCUGAUGUCGACCGUGAAUUGCUGUCGAGCAGUCGCGCCAUACCUCAGAUGUCCUGGCGCGAGUAUCAUCAACAUCGCUACCAUCAACGCUGAGAUGGAGGUUUCUGGGGGCAAGCAGGCGCUAUAUGGCGCUUCGAAAGCCGCUGUAAUUCGAUACACGCGGUCGCUGGCCGUUGAGCUUGGACCCAAAGGAAUACGUGCCAACUCCCUCUCUCCAGGGUAUGUGGAGACCCCUCGUAUCGUCGCACAGGCUGCAGCGAGGCCGGGCUUGAGUGGCAACGACCUUUUGGGAAAGAUCCCACUUCGUCGGUCAGGUCGGUCUGAGGAUGUCUCGCGUGUAGUUGAAUUUCUGGCAGGCCCCUUGUCAGACUAUGUGACAGGGAACAAUAUACGAGUCAGUGGCGGAAUGGAGUUGGUCUAGAAAUUAUAGCUGUGCACCCAUCGCAUGCUGGCCAUUUUGGACAUGCACGCCUUCAGUCUGGGAUGUUGUUUUCAAUUUAUCGCUGUUCAUAUUUUG
Molecule: messenger RNA, 926 nt
Organism: Bipolaris maydis ATCC 48331
Lineage: Eukaryota; Fungi; Ascomycota; Dothideomycetes; Pleosporales; Pleosporaceae
Molecular function (GO): oxidoreductase activity, acting on the CH-OH group of donors, NAD or NADP as acceptor
Source: RefSeq, a predicted model, not a curated record